Fraxinus pennsylvanica is the source of this 330-nucleotide messenger RNA. The record is from the annotation of a GenBank genome assembly. Lineage: Eukaryota; Viridiplantae; Streptophyta; Magnoliopsida; Lamiales; Oleaceae.
AUGGCAGCUUAUCGAGAAACAGCUGAUGUUAGAGCAUAUGAAACGGUGGGGCAGGCGUCGGCGUCGGUGCCGGCGUAUCUGGAAAUCCCGGCGGCGUCGAUGGAGGAUCCGGUGGAGGCUGUGGCAGCUUCUGUUGACACGACUAAGUCUCAAAUUCAUCCAACUUUUACUACUUCCAAACAACUCAAGGAGGAAGAGAAAAAGGAAGAGGAAGCCAAGAAAGAGAAUGGAGUGCAGAAGCUAAAAUCAAGCCUCCUCGUUACAGGAGUGGUGGUUGCUGUGAUUGGAGCUAUAUUUGCUGUAGUUAAGAAUAUUAAAAAGGCAAAAUAA